AUGAGCCUUCCUCAGCCACGACUCAACAUUCCAGGCUCCAAGUCUAUGGUUUCCGUAGCUGUGAUUGACACGACAUCUACCAUCAAGGCAAAGACCAGCCUUGUUGUCACACCACAUAUCUCCGGCCAUGACGAGUUCAACUGUCCAUGCUACUGCUUCCUCAUCACACACCCGACCACCGGCAGAAAGGUCCUCUUCGAUCUAGGCAUCCGCAAGGACCCCGAGAACUUGGCACCGAAGACGUACGCCUUUACAAAGGCCAUGGAAAUCUCAUCGGAGCGCAACGUGGCAGAUAUCUUGGGCGAUGACGAGGUUUCCACUAUCACAGACAUUAUUUGGUCGCAUCAUCACUUCGACCACAUUGGGGAUCCUUCCCGAUUCCCAGCUAAGACCGCGCUUGUGGUUGGGCAGGGUUUCAAAGCUGAGUUCUUCCCGGGCUAUCCUGCACGCGAGGAUGCCUGGAUCCUGGAAAGCGAUUAUGCUGGCCGUGAGGUCCAUGAAAUCGAAUUCACGACCGCUGGUCUCAAGAUUGGCCAAUAUGAUGCAUUCGACUAUUUUGGAGACGGCUCAUUCUAUCUCCUCGACUGCCCAGGGCACACCAUCGCUCACAUGAUGGGCCUCGCCCGCACAACACCAACAUCAUUUGUCCUCAUGGCCGCCGACUGCUGCCACCACGGCGGCGAAUUCCGGCCGUCCCCAUUCGUCCCUUUGCCUGAUGUCAUCGAUCCAAACCCUCUCGUGCAUAGUGCCAAAUACCCACGCCGAAUGCCUUGCCCAGGACAGCCAUUCCUGGACGCCCAUCCGAAAAAGUCAAAGACGGAACCCUUUUACCAAUUGAACAACCCGAAUGACUCAGACACAGUUCGCGAGGCCACGCAGAGUCAGCGAAAGCUCGACGAAUUCGAUGCGAGUGAUGACGUCCUUGUGCUUACUGCGCACGAUUCUGAUGCACAGGGUGUCAUUGACCUGUACCCGAAGACGAUCAACGAAUGGAAGAAGCCUGAAAACGACUGGAAGAGAAAACUACAUUGGGCUUUCCUCGCGGAUUUCAAAGUGGAGUAG
Molecule: messenger RNA, 1062 nt
Organism: Fusarium fujikuroi IMI 58289
Lineage: Eukaryota; Fungi; Ascomycota; Sordariomycetes; Hypocreales; Nectriaceae
Exons: 1
Coding region: 1-1062 (353 amino acids)
Source: RefSeq, a predicted model, not a curated record